Messenger RNA from Humulus lupulus (European hop), 2502 nucleotides. Its product is annotated as arabinosyltransferase XEG113. The transcript is spliced from 13 exons. Gene Ontology annotation, cellular component: Golgi apparatus. Gene Ontology annotation, biological process: cell wall pectin biosynthetic process. NCBI's taxonomy places the organism in Eukaryota, Viridiplantae, Streptophyta, Magnoliopsida, Rosales, Cannabaceae. The record is from RefSeq and is a predicted model, not a curated record. The coding region runs from base 334 to 2244 and encodes 636 amino acids. Gene Ontology annotation, molecular function: arabinosyltransferase activity.
UGUUAUGUUAAACUAUCAUCAAAUACUGUAGUAUAGAAUAUCGGCUUUGGCUUUGGUUUUGCUCAGAAAUUGCAAGUUAGAGAGGAGAGGAGAUGAGAAUGAGAAGAGAUUCUAAGUCGAGAGAUUAGAUUCAAAUGAUUUAAAUAAUAUUUAUUUUUAUAGAUUUAGAUUUAGGCUUAGACUUUAGAGACUUAGAUCAGAUGCAAAAAAUUGAUUGAGAGAAAAAAAUGGAGGUUGACUUUUCUUUGUCUAGCUAGCCAUUACCAAGGGAGCUAAGCUAAGAAGAGAACCCAGAAACUGAAUCACCAAAUCAAACCAAACCCAACCAAAAGAAUGGCAAUGGAAAUGGAAUUGGGUUGGCGGAGCAGGCUACAGGAUGCCAAGUCCAAGCCUCUCUUCCUCACCAUCUACGCCACUGUCAUCAUAGGCGUUCUCGUCUCCUCUUUCUACGUCUUCUCCGCUGUCUACUCUGCUAGCUCUCUCUCUAACUCUUUCUCUUCUCUUUCAACCACUCCUAUGGCUAUGGCUGUAGAUGAAGCCCCCAAUUCCUCUCAACCACCGUUACACCACGAUGCACUGCCCACGCCUCCCCCUGACACUCCAAUCAUGCGCCAAAAACCUAUUUGGGAACGUCCACGCACUGAAAAAAUGCCCCCUUUGGACCAUUUUCGGCUCACUAAGGAGCUUGUUCGGCAAAGGGUCCAAGAUAAUGUCAUUAUAGUCACAUUUGGUAACUAUGCUUUCAUGGAUUUCAUUCUCACCUGGGCUAAGCACUUGUCAGAUCUCCAAGUUUCUAACUUUCUUGUGGGUGCAAUGGACACCAAAUUGUUAGAGGCUUUGUAUUGGAAAGGGGUUCCUGUGUUUGAUAUGGGCAGUCAUAUGAGCACUAUAGAUGUUGGAUGGGGCUCACCCACAUUUCACAAAAUGGGCCGAGAGAAAGUUAUUCUUAUUGAUUCCAUCCUUCCUUAUGGUUUUGAGCUGCUGAUGUGUGAUACAGACAUGGUUUGGUUAAAGAAUCCACUUCCUUAUCUUGCCCGGUAUCCCGAAGCAGAUGUCUUGACUUCCAGUGAUCAAGUUGCACCGACGGUUGUUGAUGACAGUCUGGACCGGUGGCAACAAGUUGGGGCUGCCUACAAUAUUGGAAUUUUCCACUGGCGGCCAACAGAUUCUUCGAAAAAACUGGCAAAGGAAUGGAAAGAUAUGCUUCUAACCGAUGAAAAGAUUUGGGAUCAGAAUGGUUUUAAUGAGCUUGUCCACAAGCGGUUAGGACCAUCAGUUGAUGAAGAAAGUGGCCUUGUGUAUGCUUAUGAUGGAGAACUCAAGCUAGGAAUUUUACCAGCAAGCAUAUUCUGUAGUGGACAUACAUAUUUUGUCCAGGCUAUGUAUCAGCAACUCAGAUUGGAGCCCUAUGCUGUGCACACAACAUUUCAGUAUGCGGGCACAGAUGGAAAGCGUCAUAGACUACGUGAAGCCAUGGUUUUCUAUGAUCCACCAGAAUAUUUCGACGCACCAGGAGGUUUCUUGUCAUUUAAGCCAUCUAUUCCUAAAAGCUUAUUGCUUGAUGGGGAGCAUACUAUUGAAUCACACUUUUCUCUUAUAAAUUAUCAAAUGAAACAAAUAAGGACAGCUCUCGCAAUUGCGUCUCUUUUGAAUCGCACACUGGUCAUGCCUCCAUUAUGGUGCAGGCUGGAUAGGCUUUGGUUUCCACACCCUGGAGUUUUGGAGGGCUCUAUGACUAGACAGCCUUUUCUUUGCCCUCUGGACCAUGUGUUUGAGAUAAAUGUCAUGCUCAAAGAAAUGCCCGAGGAAUUCGGUCCUGGGAUAGGCAUUAGAGAAUAUUCUUUCUUUGACAAUCCAUUACUGCCUAAACAGGUUAAAGAUUCAUGGCUUGAUGUUCAACUUUGCAAAGAAGGAAGUCAAGGGUGUGCCUUAAACCACACAAGUCGACCGGGUGUACUCAGACUCCCAAAGCGCAGCAACGAAGAAACGCUCAAGACGGCAUUAUCAUCAUUCAAGGAUGUCAAAGUUAUUCAGUUUUCUUCUAUGCAAGAUGCCUUCCUUGGUUUUACAGACAAGACAAGGGAAGAGAAAUUCAGAGGACGUGUGAAGAGAUAUGUUGGAAUAUGGUGUUGUGUGGCGGGUCAUGAUCCAGGUCACAUAUACUAUGACAUUUAUUGGGAUGAAAAGCCUGGCUGGAAGCCAAUUCCGCCCCAGAGACCCGAGGAUGAUCAUCCACCUACCUGACCUGACUGACUCAAUCUUUAGUUUUGAGUUUUUUAGCCUUUUAUAGCACACGAAUAUCAGGAGAAGGUUUUGGUUAUAAGUUAUAGACUUGCUCUCCAAACCAGGGGUUUUUUUGUAUAUGUAAAAAGAGAAAACCCCAUCCUUAUUUGAGAAACUAAUUUAUUUAAGAGGCCACUCAUUUCUUUUGUAAUGCUAUAUUUUUUUGUCACCCUGAAUAAAAUAGAUGAGAGGAAUAUAAGGGCAUAUACAAUUCUUAAA